This is a messenger RNA of Mizuhopecten yessoensis (Yesso scallop), 832 nucleotides long. RefSeq lists its product as uncharacterized. Lineage: Eukaryota; Metazoa; Mollusca; Bivalvia; Pectinida; Pectinidae. The transcript has a single exon. Bases 73 to 726 code for a protein of 217 amino acids. The record is from RefSeq and is a predicted model, not a curated record.
AAUAAAGGAACUGUCCUACUGGGAUACAUAUAUAUAUUUUAUCUGUGAUAUUAUUUCGGGAUACAGUACGACAUGACUAACACGGACGUAGCGGGGCUUCCGCUUGGUGCGCCACCUAUCAACAACGCAUGUCUGCCGACACUCUUCAACAAACUUGACGCAAAUGUUAGAGAACGGAAUCGCGUCAGAAACUCGUUUCUCGACCACAGUCUUCGAUUUCAGCAGAAAAUAAUCGACAAAUAUCAUAUGCAGGCGAUGCGUUUUUAUGUCCGAGAAAAAAACAAUCUUGGAAAGGACAUCAAAAGGAUUAUUAAGAAAACUCCUAACCUAGAAGAUAUCCCGUAUUUGGAGGCAAAUGCUCUAAAAGGAAAUUUCCAAAGGAAGGAAGACAUCAGUGUGCCAUAUAAGGGAUACUGUACGGAGCCGAAAGAAUUUAAUACAAUUCAAACUGCCACAGAAUCAAAACCAUUUUGUGUCCGAUAUUUUUGCCACCAUUUCCCGAAGAAACCGAAAUUUAUGCGUAACCGGAAGUUGCCACCAUUAAAAUCGGUCGAUGACAGCUUCCGACAAACGACUUCAAAAGGACUGUUAUUAUCACAACGAUUUAGUGCGAGUGACCACUUCCUGGCUUCCGGUAACACGAGGCACAGUCAGCUGAACUCUGAUUCAUCGCUGGGGUCACAGAGGUCAAUAUUGAGUGUCGAGGACGAUGCUAUGACUAUAUAGAUAUUCAAUGUAUAGGAUCCGGGAAAUAUUGCUUGAAAGCAUGAAACGAAGGAACUUUAUAUAUCACGUAUAAUUUAUGUUAUCAAUUAUUCGUGACGAUUUUUAU